AAACUCCGGGCAGCAGUUUAACUAAACGUGGGUAGCAAACACGAGAGCAGCGAACUAGUGGAGCUAACUGUCAACCGGUGGAUAUAAAGCUGCUCUCUGUUGUGGUUUAAACGUUGGUAAGCUGUAAGAACAAACCGCCGUGUGUCUCCGUAAAUAGGGCUACUUUCUGCUCGUCUGACGGUGACUUUGCGUGGUCGCAGCGGGACGACAUGCGGUGACUGCUCGGUGUCCUCAGCGGUGAUGUUGCCCUCCGCCGGCGGCUCGGUCCGGUCGGCUGUCAGGCUGCUGGCUCGGCGGACCUGGAGUGGAGGACGUAUCUGGUUCCCAUGCAGAAGCAUUUCUGUGAAACCAGGAAGUCUGAAGCCAAAGACGAUUCCACCUCGAUACCUUGGCCAACCCAGCCCUUUCACUCAUCCACACCUCAUCAAACAUGGGGAGGUGAGUCCUGGUUUGAGCCAGACUGAAUACGAGCUCCGCAGGUACCGGCUGGCCUCACUUAUCGAGGCCCAGGCAGACAGGCUGGGACCUUCUGCCUCCUCUGGCACCCAUGUGGUCAUCGUCUUAUCCCAUCCAACUCGCUACAUGACCAACGACAUCCCUUAUCCCUUCCACCAGAACCAGGACUUCUUCUACCUCAGCGGCUUCCUAGAGCCUGACAGUGCCUUGGUUCUUUAUGGGAAAAAUCGACCGGACCAGGCCAUCCUGUUUGUUCCCCGCAGAGAUCCAGGAAGAGAACUGUGGGACGGGCCGCGGUCUGGGAAGGAUGGGGCAGCAGCUUUGACCGGCAUAGAGAGAGUUCAUAGCACAGAAGAACUAGGUGUUGUACUCAAGAGCCUUAAAGGUACUCAGCUGUGGUACGAUGGUUCGCAGCCCGCACACCCUCGGCUCCACCAGGCUCACGUGGGCCCCAUCCUGGAGGCGGGGCCAACACCGCGGACUCUCAAACCCCUCAUACAUUCUCUCAGGGCCCUCAAGAGCUCAGCAGAGGUGGCCCUCAUGCAGGAAGCGGGUCGCAUCACAGCACAGGCUUUUAGGAGGACGAUGGCUCUGUCUCGAGGGGAAGUGGAUGAAGCUGUGCUCUUUGCUAAGUUUGAUUUUGAGAAUCGGAUCCAUGGUGCCAACUUCCUGGCCUAUCCCCCCGUGGUUGCUGGAGGGAAUCGAGCUAACACUCUGCACUACAUAAACAACAACCAGAUUAUCAAGGAUGGUGAAAUGGUUCUGCUUGAUGGUGGUUGUGAAUACUUUGGCUAUGUAAGUGAUAUCACACGAACAUGGCCAGUGAAUGGAAGAUUCAGUCCUGCCCAGGCUGAGCUGUAUGAGGCCGUGCUUGAGGUCCAGCGCUCCUGUUUGUCUCUGUGUUCGCCAGGCGUUAGUCUAGAUCACAUCUACAGUACCAUGCUGGCUCUGUUGGGACGACAGCUCAAGCGGCUCGGCAUCCUCAAGGCUAGUACCAGUGAUGCUGAUGUGCUGAAGGCUGCAAGGCGGUAUUGUCCCCACCAUGUUGGCCAUUACCUGGGCAUGGAUGUCCACGACACUCCCGAGCUAUCCCGCUCACAACCUCUCCAGCCAGGAAUGGUCAUCACUGUAGAACCAGGGUUGUACAUCUGUGAAGACAACGACCAGGCGCCACGGCAUUUCCGUGGUCUGGGUGUCAGGAUUGAGGACGAUGUGGUGAUCCAAGAAAAAGGAGGACCUCUGGUUCUGUCCUCUGAUACGCCAAAGACCAUCGCUGAUGUGGAGCAGGCCUGUGCCCAGAGAUAGGACACGGAGAAACAGACAAGUGGCCAAGUGAGCCACAGCAGUGAUUGUGAUGUCAUCAAGCUCAGGGCCCAGGUACAAAAACAUAGAAGCUGUAAAGCUUCAGUUUUUGUCAGAGCAAGACGCCUCUACUGCCUAAUUACAUGUUUAAAGACACCAUUAUAGGUGGUUUCAUGUUUGUUAUCUUUAACAGUAAAGUUAGUAGUUGUUAACAGGAGUACAUGAAGUCAGUCUUUGAAAUAUUUUAUUCAUAAGAACAUAAUCAAAAUUCCAAGACAACUAACCAAACAGGAAAACUUCAAAUAAUGCAGGUUUAGUUGUGCAUUAACAUUGGAGCUUUGGAGCCUAAUGCACACAUAUACACUGUAGCUGACGUGUUCCUCCUUGUGAUAGUGACAACAGAGAGUGAAAUUCAACACUAAUUAGUAAAUUAAAACUUAGAAAAAAAAGCUAUUUAUUGCCCCAUUAUCGUGUUUUUCUUAAUUGCCACCAUCAGUGGCACACCAGGUAAUUUAUAUUUCUUAUUUUCACUCUUAAAAAGGCACCAUUCUUUGCCAGCUCACGCUACACUACAUUAGAUCAAAACACCACUUACUAAACAUGAACUUACUGUGCUGUCUGGUGAGCAGAAAGAAAGGGAAAAUGUUAAAUUAUCAAACACACAAAUGAUGCAUAAAGAGGGAUCUGCCUGAAACAGCUGCUCCUGAUAAACCUGGAAUAAUGGGAAUGACUGCAGCAGUUUGUAGAAGUGUGAAAAAGUGUGCACUGAGUAGACAUUGACUGUGUUGUUGUGAAUGUGUGUUGGAAUUAUGUCUUUUCAACUGAGAGAAUAAAUUUGAUCUCUCAAAGUAAAUUGUGUUUAUAUGUUUUAAAAAGAUCUCAAUAUUCUUUCAUACCUAAUAAAUCCAGAUGGUUUGA
Messenger RNA from Amphiprion ocellaris (clown anemonefish), 2676 nucleotides. It is a transcript of the gene xpnpep3, whose product is annotated as X-prolyl aminopeptidase 3, mitochondrial. Gene Ontology annotation, cellular component: mitochondrion. The transcript has 11 exons. The record is from RefSeq and is a predicted model, not a curated record. Gene Ontology annotation, molecular function: metalloaminopeptidase activity; manganese ion binding. NCBI's taxonomy places the organism in Eukaryota, Metazoa, Chordata, Actinopteri, Pomacentridae. Bases 241 to 1761 code for a protein of 506 amino acids.